AUGGAUGACGUGUGCCCCAUUACCGCGACGAGGUACUCCGUCAAGGACCUCAAUCUAAGCAUCACAGAGCCAUGGCGCCCCUGGUACACUCCUGCCAACGAGGUUGGAGGCUACAUCCAGCAGUACAGUGGAGGAUUCACGUUCGCUUCCGUGAGGGGAGCUGGUCACCUGGUGCCCAGUUUCCAGCCCAAGAGGUCGCUGCUCCUCUUCUACUCGUUUCUGAAAGGCGUGCUUCCGCCUGCCGUUUCACUGUGGCAACCGUGACGGCAUCCAGGAACUACUCCAAGUCUAAAUAUAUAUAUAGCCCAUGAUGGAGUCUUUACUAUAGACACAAAUAACCUGCACAUGAUGCACGCGAGCAAGUCACGCGCGUGA
This is a messenger RNA of Zea mays, 375 nucleotides long. RefSeq names its product serine carboxypeptidase-like 40. Gene Ontology annotation, biological process: proteolysis. The coding region runs from base 1 to 264 and encodes 87 amino acids. Lineage: Eukaryota; Viridiplantae; Streptophyta; Magnoliopsida; Poales; Poaceae. Gene Ontology annotation, molecular function: serine-type carboxypeptidase activity. The transcript is spliced from 2 exons. The record is from RefSeq and is a predicted model, not a curated record.